AAGACAUCAGGACAACACCAAGGUCGGUGGUGUCAAUCCGCUUCCGUCAAAAGCACGACGACGUGCUCUCCCGAUGUGCAAGUAUGUACAGGUGGGGCCAUGGUUUUCUCAUCCCGAUCACUAUGUGAUGGGCGCCACAAUUCCUAAUCAAUGCUCACUGUUCAAUAAACAGAUAGUCGAGCAGUGAUCCAAGGAAAAAUACUUGGAUUGGAUCUUCAUUCAUAUCUGGAGGAAUUCUGGUUCGUCUCCCCACCCACUGUUUGGCUUAUCAUAGGAAUGACAUGGGGCCAUUCGGAUUGUAUAGCUGCUUCACCCUACUAUUUACAACCGCAGGCAUCUGAGGACUAUAAUUCCUCAAACAUACCAUUCAAUUAUUCAAAUUCUACAACCGUCAUCAACAUGGCAGCCCUUGUUCCUUGCAGCAAUUCCAUACGAUACAACAAUGCCUUCUUAUUACUCGCCAUCCAGUCUUUCCCUAGGGCAGUCUGCACCUCCGCAUUCCACUCUGCACAACACAUGUUCGAUAAAAUGCUGAAUCGAGAUUCAUCUUCUCAAAAGCCCUCCCUCUCUCAGGCUCUCUAUCUCGCUAAACACUCCUCCCAAAAACCCGGCAUUUCCAUUGUCAGCGCCCUUCAUUGUCUAGCCCUGAAAACAGGGUCUGUAGAUGAUACCCUCACUUCCACAUCGCUCCUAACUGUCUAUUCAAGAGCCGGCGAUUUGGGUUCUGCUCAGGCACUUUUUAAUGACAUUGUUACUAAAGAUGUGGUUUCAUGGAACGCGAUAAUCAGUUCCUAUGUUUAUAAUCAUCGUGUCCAAGCUGCAUUGGCUCUGUUUGGAGAAAUGAUGAAAGAUAUAGGGGAAUUCGAUUCCACGACUCUUCUAGUUGUUCUAUCGGCUUUAUCUCGAUCGAAUAGCUUUAAACAAUGCCGUGUUCUGCAUGGUAUAAGCUUAAAGCUGUGUUUGGAUUCAGAUUCCUUUUUAGCUAAUGCUCUUACUAACAUGUAUGGGAAGUUGGGUGAUUUGAACUCUGCUGAAUCAAUGUUUCUGAGGAUUAAAUAUAGAGAUACCACAUCUUGGAAUUCAAUAAUGGGUGUGUAUCUUUAUAAUGGGUAUCCUAGAAAAACACUAAGUUGUUUUAGGGAAAUGAGUUUUUCGGGCAUACAAGCCGAUGCAGUGAGUCUAUCUUGCUUUAUCUCAGCUUGUUCUUGUCUAGAAGAGGUGGGUGCUGGCAAAUCUGUUCAUGGUUGGGGGAUCAAAUCUAGCUAUGAUGAGAUUUCUCAUCUUUCAGUUGCCAAUGCACUUAUUUCGUUCUACUUGAAAUUCAAUGAUGUCAAUGCUGCUGAGAAGGUGUUCUGCAAACUGAUUGUAAGAGAUGUGGUCUCAUGGAAUGCAAUGAUUGGUGGGUUUGCAGAGAAAGGAAGAGUUUCAGAAGCCUUGGGUCUUCUGCGGAAAAUGCAGUUAGAUGAGAUGGUUCAACCUAAUUUGGUCACAGCAGUAACAAUUCUUCCACUCUGUGCCGAAUUGAAUCUCCCACAGCAAGGAAGGUCAAUUCAUGGGUUCACAAUGCGGAGAGGAUUGUGGUUGGAUUUGGUGGUGACGAACAGCCUCAUGAACAUGUACUCGAAAUGCAACAUAUUGAGAUCUUCAGAGAUUCUAUUUAAGGCCAUGCCCAAUAGAGAUUUGAUUUCAUGGAAUACGAUGAUUGCUGGGUACACGCAGAAUGGGUGCUCAAAAGAAGCCUGGGUUUUGUUCCGAGAAUUGCUUGGUUCAGGUAUGCAAUGCAGUAUGUCUACAGUCUUGGCCAUUCUGCCCUCUUGCGAUUGCCAAGAAGCGCUUGAUUUUGGUGAAUUAGUUCACUGCUGGAUUCUGAAAUCUGGAUUUUCGAACAAUGUUUUUACUGUUAAUGCACUUAUGUUCAUGUACAUGAACUGUGGAGACAUGGUAGCUUGUUUCUCAUUGUUUCAGAGCAUUUCGGUCAUAGCAGAUGUGGAUUCUUGGAACACUGUCAUAGUAGGCUGUGUGCGAAAUGGUUAUCCAGGGGAAGCACUAGAAGCUUUCAAUUUAAUGCGUCAGCUUUCACGUGUAAACCCGGAUCCUAUCACAAUGGUAAGCAUUCUAUCAGUAUGUGGCAAUCUUGGAUUGGUGUUCUAUGGAAAGUUUAUCCAUGGUUUCAUACUUAAAACAUUAAUGGAGCCAGAUCUUCGUGUGAGAAACGCAUUGAUAACUAUGUAUUGCAGAUGUGAUGAUAUUAAAAGUGCAGAAUCAAUAUUCUGUAGAAGUCAUUGUAGUAGGAACCUUUGCUCAUGGAAUUGUAUGAUUUCUGGCUUGGCACAGAACAAGGAUGGUAAAAGAGCCUUAAAACUCUUUCGUCACAUGGAAUUUGAUCCAAAUGAAAUCACCAUUGUUAGUAUUCUAUCUGCGUGUACACAAUUAGGAGCUUUGAGACAUGGCAUGGAAAUCAAUGGUUAUGCAUUCCGGUUUGGGCUGCAUCAGAAUGCUUUUAUAUCGGCAGCCCUUGUAGACAUGUAUAGUAAAUGUGGAAGAUUGGAAAUUUCUGUCCGGGUGUUCAGGAAUUCCAUGGAGAAAUCUGUUGCAUCUUGGAAUUCAAUGAUUUCCGCGUAUGGGUUUCAUGGGCACGGCAAAAAAGCGAUUGAACUGUUUUUGGAGAUGUGUGAAUCAGGCAUCAGGGGGACUAGGAGCACAUUCAUUAGUUUGUUAUCAGCUUGCAGCCACUCUGGGCUGGUUGAUGAGGGACAGCUUUAUUACAAUCUCAUGACAGAGGAAUUUGGCAUUAAUCCGACAACCGAGCAUCAUGUUUGCAUGGUUGAUAUGCUUGGUCGAGCAGGUAGGCUUGCCAAGGCUUACGAGUUUAUCAAACAGAUACCUACUGAACCGGCUGCAGGCGUUUGGGGGGCUCUUCUAAGUGCUUGCAAGGAUCAUGGCAAUCUCGAAAUGGGGAAAUCCAUCGCCAAACAUCUCUUUUGCUUGGAACCUGAGAAUGCUGGUUAUUAUGUUUCACUGUCGCAUAUGUAUGCAGCUGUUGGAAGGUGGCCCAAUGCAGUCGAGGUAAGGAGAAUGGCUGAAGAUAAGGGAUUGAAGAAACCACCCGGUUGCAGUCUGAUCGAUGUUUGCUUAGGGUGAAAAACCCUUUUUCUCUAUAUGAUGAUCUAUGAUAUGGAAAAAUGUCAAUUGCUUUUGUUACACAUUAUGAAUUGGCAUUAAGAUAGGCGAUACGUAUCUCAAUUGCCUGGUUAAAGUUCGAUUCAGUUGGUAAUUUGUGUUGUUAACAGAUGUCUUAAAUCUGAGGAAAUUCGACUGGCCCAAGAAAGUUCAGGUGAAAAUCCAGCAACAAUUUAUUUUGAAACUUCCAAGAAAUUUGACCAGUCGAAAGACAAGUUCGACUAGUCGAAGUGUCCUUCAACUAGCCCGAGCUCUGGUUCGACUCGUCGGAUGUUACACAAAUUAUGCGCGGACUGCGUAAAUUUGAGGCGAUUUUUG
Magnolia sinica is the source of this 3498-nucleotide messenger RNA. RefSeq names its product pentatricopeptide repeat-containing protein At4g19220, mitochondrial-like. Gene Ontology annotation, molecular function: protein binding; RNA binding. Gene Ontology annotation, biological process: RNA modification. NCBI's taxonomy places the organism in Eukaryota, Viridiplantae, Streptophyta, Magnoliopsida, Magnoliales, Magnoliaceae. The transcript has a single exon. Gene Ontology annotation, cellular component: intracellular membrane-bounded organelle. The record is from RefSeq and is a predicted model, not a curated record. Bases 277 to 3141 code for a protein of 954 amino acids.